GACGUUGUCUCUGGCACUCUGUUCUUUGGCUGUUGAAGUGAACGAGAGGGAAGUUGACAAUGCCUGAACCAGCGAAGUCCGCGCCUGCUCCCAAGAAGGGAUCCAAGAAGGCGAUCACCAAGACCCAGAAGAAGGGAGACAAGAAGCGCAGAAAGAGCAGGAAGGAGAGCUACUCCAUCUAUGUCUACAAGGUGCUGAAACAGGUGCACCCCGACACCGGCAUCUCCUCCAAGGCCAUGAGCAUCAUGAACUCCUUCGUGAAUGACAUCUUCGAGCGCAUCGCCGGGGAGGCCUCCCGCCUGGCGCACUACAACAAGCGCUCCACCAUCACCUCUCGCGAGAUCCAGACCGCCGUCCGCCUCCUGCUUCCCGGGGAGCUGGCCAAGCACGCCGUCUCCGAGGGCACCAAGGCCGUCACCAAGUACACCAGCUCCAAGUAGGGACCCCAUCCAUCCAAACGUUCCCUAAAUGAACCCAAAGGCUCUUUUAAGAGCCACCCACUUUUGCAACAAGAGAGCUAAAGUUACUGGAAAAAUUUAGGGGUGAUAAAAAUGCAAACUGACAAAUUCUACUCGCUAUUAAAUAGUAUCUUGCUUUUAUAUCUGGA
Molecule: messenger RNA, 607 nt
Organism: Anolis carolinensis (green anole)
Lineage: Eukaryota; Metazoa; Chordata; Lepidosauria; Squamata; Anolidae
Product: histone H2B 5
Exons: 1
Coding region: 60-440 (126 amino acids)
Cellular component (GO): nucleosome
Molecular function (GO): protein heterodimerization activity; structural constituent of chromatin; DNA binding
Source: RefSeq, a predicted model, not a curated record